UCUCAUUCUCCACCUACCAAAUUAACCCUAUAUAGUUUCUCUGAAUUUGACCAUCGUUUUUCACACCAUAUUACUACUCAAUAGUACAACUUCCAAACUCAAGCCACUCAAUAAAUAAGAAGAACAUCUCAAUUCUAUGCUAGUAGUUUGUUUCACCAACUAGUACACCAAACAUGUCUUCUAUAACUCUCCCCUUAUGCCUCUUCCUCCUCAUCCUCUCCACCUCCUCUCCAUCCAUCACUAGCCUGGAAUCCGACUCCGAUUCUCCAACAGUCUACGAAAUCCUACAGGAAUACAAUUUUCCUGUAGGACUUCUCCCAAAAAGCGUAACAAGGUACGAAUUCGACAGAACUACAGGCAAUUUCGCUGUUUACUUGAACAAAUCAUGCAGUUUCAGUAUAAGUGGUUACACUCUCAAGUACAUGAGUAAAGUUACUGGUAAAAUUUCAAAGAAUCGGCUUUCGAACUUGAAAGGUGUACAAGUGAAGCUGCUGUUGUUUUGGAUUAAUAUUGUUGAAGUUACUCGUGAUGGUGAUGAUAUUGAUUUCUCUGUUGGAAUUGCUUCUGCUGAUUUUGGGGUUGAAAAUUUCUAUGAGUCACCACAGUGUGGAUGUGGAUUUGAUUGUGUGAAUUCUGAAGAAUAUGGUUACGGUGAGUUCAAUUUGAAGAAACUUAUCUCUUCUUUUUAAAUUCGACUGUAAAUUGUGGGGUUGUAGAAGUGAGUUCAGUAUGAAAUUAUGGUCAUUUUGGAAUUAGGGUAAGUCAAUUUGUAUAUUCAGAAUCCCACGGAACUGGAGCCUGAAGCAUAUGCUUUUUAUUGUCUUAGCUCUUUUGGAAGGAUAUUAUUAUCUUAUCAAUCUAGUAGGUACUAGUUUUUACUCAUGGAGUUGAAAUAAAAAUUAGUUUUAAACA
This is a messenger RNA of Capsicum annuum, 912 nucleotides long. RefSeq lists its product as uncharacterized. The coding region runs from base 174 to 689 and encodes 171 amino acids. NCBI's taxonomy places the organism in Eukaryota, Viridiplantae, Streptophyta, Magnoliopsida, Solanales, Solanaceae. The transcript has a single exon. The record is from RefSeq and is a predicted model, not a curated record.